AUGAAUGAUGCAAAAGUAAUUAGUAGCAAACAACUUAAAAGCAUUACUCCUCUGCUAACAUUCAUCAUAGAUGGAGUUAAACUUUAUCCUCAUUCUAAAUAUCCAAGACCAUUAUUAGUUACAGAUGAAGAAGAAUUUGAAUCACAAAAAAUUACCAAGAAAGACAUAAUUACAGAACAACUUUAUCAUGUUCUAUACUUCCUUCAAAACACUGCUCUUAAUCUCUCAGGUCAACAAAGAGUUUUACUCAGAACAGAAGAUAAACAAGUUAUUUUUGUUGAUCCCAGACUUAAAGUACCAGAUGUCUUUGAUGACUAUCUUGCUAUGCUUCAUUUACUCAUGGAAGACCGUCGCGUCUGUUCAGUUGAAAAAGGUUCAGAAAUUAUGAAGUUUGUAAAGAGUGAUCUUACUCAUAGCAUUCCAACAGGUGCUAAAAGAAUCGCUGCCUAUCUUUCAAAGACAGAUUCAGUAACAUCCCCUGAUGAAUUUUUGAAAGCAGAACCUACAGCCGUCUACAUACAUUUAGAUCCAACUGUACAAUCAUAUGAUGAAGUUUUGCUUGGAAAAUACUGCGUUUCAAAUGAUAUAUUGUCUGCUGUUACUUUAGCUUCAAGAAUCCUUCAUAGCAUGGAAUCUAAAGCUAAUUUGUGGUGA
This is a messenger RNA of Trichomonas vaginalis G3, 654 nucleotides long. Its product is annotated as alpha/beta knot family. Bases 1 to 654 code for a protein of 217 amino acids. Gene Ontology annotation, molecular function: rRNA (pseudouridine) methyltransferase activity; rRNA binding. Gene Ontology annotation, cellular component: small-subunit processome; nucleolus. Gene Ontology annotation, biological process: rRNA base methylation. The record is from RefSeq and is a predicted model, not a curated record. Lineage: Eukaryota; Parabasalia; Trichomonadida; Trichomonadidae. The transcript has a single exon.